Messenger RNA from Zophobas morio, 1253 nucleotides. Its product is annotated as gastrula zinc finger protein XlCGF7.1-like. The transcript has 2 exons. Gene Ontology annotation, biological process: regulation of DNA-templated transcription. The record is from RefSeq and is a predicted model, not a curated record. Gene Ontology annotation, molecular function: DNA-binding transcription factor activity, RNA polymerase II-specific; RNA polymerase II cis-regulatory region sequence-specific DNA binding. Lineage: Eukaryota; Metazoa; Arthropoda; Insecta; Coleoptera; Tenebrionidae. The coding region runs from base 317 to 1126 and encodes 269 amino acids. Gene Ontology annotation, cellular component: nucleus.
UAAAAAUUAAUGCGCAAUAAUUGUUGCUAUUCUUGUUUAAUUCGUUUUCAAUUAAACUGCUUUUUACACAAAAUUUGUCUGCUUUAAAUGCUAUAAAAGAAAUUGUUGCUAUAGUCGUUGAUCGUGUUGGCGCCCCUGCGCUUCUGUCAAUUGUCAGUACGUCACAAAAAUUAUUUAAAAAAAAAAACAAUUCCUCUUUCAGGAGAGCCUCAAAAACUGUCACCCCCAGGUGAAAACCAUGCAUUUUAAAUUUUUAACGAAGCUUGUGAAUUUCUGUUGGUUUCAGUGACAGCCCCAACCAGCACCUUAACCUAAAAUGCUAGAUGAUAGAAACACGGAUCUCUACCAAUUAUCGUACGUGUAUAGCCGCAAUGAGAAACUGCCCUAUCAGUGCCCCUUCUGCGAACAAAAAUUCCUAACAAAAAUAUUGCUUCGAGUCCACAAACAAAAACAUACUCUGACUGACAUGGAAGAAGACAGUUUGACCCUUUAUUGCGUCGAGUGCGGCGAGACCUUCACCACCCCCAAGAUCCUCGCAACCCACAUCGCACACCGCCACCCCGCUAAAACCUUCCUAUGCGAAACGUGCAACAAAAGCUUUAAGACCCGCCAGCAGCUCAAAAUCCACGCCACGAUCCACAGCAAAGACAACCCGUUCAAGUGCGAGCAGUGCGACAAAGAGUUCAAGCGCAAGCCCUUGUUGAAAUCGCAUUUGAAGAGCCACGACGACGCGAGGGAGUUCGAGUGCGAGUUGUGCGACAAAGAGUUCAAAACGAAACAGCAGUUGCAGAAACACAUGAUGUUGGUGCACACGGACAUAAAGCCGUUUUGUUGCGAGCAAUGCGGGAAGGAGUUCAAGUUGAAGCAGACGCUGCAGAACCACGAGAAGACGCACUCGGAGGAGAAGGAAUUCCGGUGCGAUUUGUGCAAAAAGGAGUUUAAGUUGAAGCCGCAGUUGCUGAAUCACUUGAAAAUACACAGUGAUCUAAAACCGUAUCAGUGCGAUGACUGUGAGAAAAGCUUUAAGUUCAAGCAGCAGUUGCAGAAUCACCAGAUGGUGCACUCGGGGUAUAAGCCGUUCGAGUGCGAAUUUUGUAUUGAAAGAUUUUUUGUGCGAGAAGUGUGAUAAGGGGUUUCGUACCAAGCAGCAGCUGCAAGUUCACCAGAAGGUGCAUAAAUAAUGGGUUUGUUAUAUAGUUGUUUUGUUUAUAUUGUUUACAAAUUUAAAUAAAUUAUGUUUUGAAAAAAUAAAA